UUUUUGCAGUUGUGGUGUCAUGAUAAUAUCCCGAUUUUAUUGUAUACAAAUUUAGUACGUAUUGUUAGAACUUUUAGUUUCAAGAUUCAAAAGAAUGCCCCCGAAACAUCGAAGAUCUUGUCCAAUAGUGGUUGGAACAGUAUCGACACGAUCGACACGAAGGGAGAGUAUUGUCAAUAUUGAGAUUCUCCCAAAAGGUAAUAAGUCAACCAAGAAAUCUAACAAGAAGUCUCCCAUAGAAACAGAUAUUGCAAUGUCGGAAAACAAAAUCGAAGAAAAAGUUAGUAAAAAUAAAGAAAUAUUGGAAAUUUUAAAAGAUUGGUCAGAUGAUGAUAGCAGCCAAGAAAUGCAAAGAUUUUCAACAGAUGAAUCUUCUAAUGUUUUGGAAAUAUUUAAUGAUAAUGACAUUAACAAUUUUUCGUCAGUUGACGAUAAACAAUCACUUAUUGAUAUUUUGGAAGGCAAUCAGUCAAUUGCAAAUGUAAAAAAUCGAUACUUGCAAAGUAAAUCAGAUAACUAUCAUAUCGGGGAUCCUGUUAUUGAAGGAGAAAAUUCUAAUGACCAAGAAGGACUCAUAAUAGAGGAAUGUAUUGUAGAUGAUGAAAGUGUUAUAAUUGAAAUGCCAGAGGGAGAGUUAUUGGUUGAAGAAAUGCAAAGUGGAAUUGAGAAAAAUAAUAUUGCCGAUGAAGAUACAUUAAAGAGUGUGGGAGCCAUCACAGAAAACAAUUUUAUUAAAUCUGUAGAAGCUGUGCAUAAAGAGGUAGAAGUUUUGCCAGUUCCUAAUACUACCAUGGAUACAGAAAUAAUGGAUAUUAGUAAACCUGUAAGUGAAACCAAUAUAGGUGGUUUGACUCCAGAAGAACAAGUUAUUGGAGAUGAAACUGGAACCCAAGUUGCCAGGAGUCCAAUAAUUAUUGAGCCUACAAACUUGGUAGAUGAAUAUAUGGAAGUAAUUGAAGAAACUGUUGUUGAUUAUUCUGAAGACAUAUCAGUCCAAAGUGAUUCCUAUAUUACUGAAGAAGUCACUGAUGAUAAUAAAUCAGCAACGUCAGAUGAAAGUUCUCAGAGUAUGGAAACAGUGGGUGAUGAUGACAAUUCAUCUGAGAAUAUUAGCAUACCAAUUUUAGAAAACAAUCCCACCAUUAUUAAAUUAGAAAACGAAAUUCUCUUAAAGUCUGAACAUAUCGUGUCAGAACCUGUUGUCAUGCAAAUGGAUAGUUCUAAAACAGAAAAUGAUGAAAUUUCAAUGCUAAAUGCCAAUAUCCAAGUUCAAUUGAACAUAUCCAAUGAGAAUAGAGAAAGUAGAAAUGAAACAGUAGAGGUUAAUGGAGCAACAUGCUCAAAUAAAAAUUUAUUGUCUAAGAUGCCAGGAGUUAUAGAACCUGAGAGGUCACCAAUAGAAACAAUUCAGUGCAGUGAAAAUCAAAAUGGUAGUAACUACACCAACACUACCAAAAGUGCCAGCCAUACUCAAAAUGAUGUUUCUGAAGUGAAAGUUGAUAACACUGAAAUGAAAAUGGGGUUGGAUCCUAACCACAUUAAUGAAAGUGUUACUAAAGAUGCAAACACAAAUGACAGUAAUGAGUAUAUGACAGAUACUGUUGGUAAAAGUAUUAUUGUUAAUAAUGAGGAUAAUACUGCAACUAUGGGUGAUAAUGAUACAAAUGAUAAUAUUGAUAUUGGUAAUAAUGAUAAUAGCAGUAAUAGUGAUACUCUACAUGAACAUGUUAAUGGUAGUAAUGAGUAUGUUUCUAGUACUAUGGGUGAAAAUGUGAAAUCAGAUGUUACUGGCAAUGUUGGUGAAAAUAGGAAUAAUAAUAAUACUGAAGACCUCAGUAAGGCCAUGACCACCAAUGCUGAGGUUAAUUUUGAUGCUACUAUUCAAAGUGCAGAGUCUAUAAUCACAGAUAGUAAUAUGGAAAUAGAUGAAAAAUAUGAGAAUAAAAAUGAUGCAAUGAGUGCCGUUUUAGGCGAGCAAUAUAUAAAAAAUGAAACCUUGGAUAGCAGUAUGGAUGUAAAGGAGGAAAUUCCUAAAGGUAAAAAGGCUCCAGUCAAAGGGAAAAAAACAAAUCAAAGUAACACAGACCAGAUUAACAAAAGUCGAUCAAGAAGGAGUGGACGUAAAAAGGACUCACAAUUGACAAAAGCUGCGGAUGAGUCAAUAAUUAUUCUUGAAUCGGAUUCUACAGAAGUACCAAGCACUCCAAAAGUUCAAUCCUCUGUUGAAAAAUUGCAGCAGAAAUCAAACAAAUUCACCAAAAAAUCAAGAGAGUCUAAGCCUGUUGAUGCAAAAAAAGGCAAAAGUAAAAUAUCAUUUGAGGGUAGUGAAAGUUUUGAUGAAGUUAGAAGAUCAAAUAGAAUUAAAUCAAUAAGUAGAAUGAAAAAAAGAUCAACUCAUGGCCUUGUAAAAUCGAAAUCUGAUUCAUUGCUUAGUGAAGGUGACAUUUCAGAUAAUAAUGAAUCGGAAAAAAUGACACCAAUAGCUUCACCUAAAACUUCCGGGAAAGAUAAACCAAAGCUGACUUCUAAAUUGAAGGACAGUUCUAUACAAAGUGAAAACAAAACUAAUCCAGCGGAACAAGUGGAGAUUAAACCGCAGCGAGCGAUUCCAUCCAAAGACGAAGAAAUUAAAGAACGUCUGAAAGGUUUUGUUCAUUUGAAGGAAAACUUUUACAAAACCGACCGACAAGUAUGUAAAGAGGCGAAGGAAAUGGCCUGCGAUUGUUAUUUGGCUGAGCAGGAUAUUCAGAAUGGUGAAUUUGGCUGUGGCGAUGAUUGUCUGAAUAGACUGUUGAUGAUUGAGUGUGGUGAUUUGUGCCAAGUGGGACAGAGAUGCACCAAUAAGAGAUUUCAAAAGGGGCAAUUUGCGCCUGUGGAAGUUUUCAAAACUGAGAAAAAAGGGUUAGGAUUGAGAGCUGCUGCUAAUAUUCCCUAUGGCGAAUUUAUUUUGGAAUAUGUCGGGGAGGUACUAGAUCCAGAUGAAUUUGACAAAAGAGCAGAAGUGUAUUCUGAAGAUAAAAAUAUCCACCACUACUUCAUGUCCUUAAGAGCCGAUGCAAUUAUAGACGCAACCGUGAAAGGAAAUAUUUCACGAUUUAUUAAUCAUUCUUGUGAUCCAAAUGCGGAGACCCAAAAGUGGACGGUCAAUGGGGAGCUUCGAAUUGGCUUUUUCAGUACUCGUACUAUCCUAGCUGGAGAGGAAGUUACAUUUGACUAUAGAUUUCAACGUUAUGGGCGAGAGGCGCAGAAGUGUUAUUGUGAAGCAGCCGCAUGUCGCGGAUGGUUGGGAGAACGACCCGACGAAUCCGAAGAGGAAGAUGAAGACGAGGAAGCGGACAAAGAGGAUAUUAGAAUUGUCGGCGGUGAAAAAGAUGCUGGUAAAGACCUGAAGCGAGACAGUCAUACGAAAAACUUAUUGGUGGCAGGCGAAAAGGAUGCAGAGAAAGAAUCCAAAUUUUCAGAAACUCAUCAAAAUAGGAAAGACGUUGAAUCCCCUUCCAUCGGAAAAUUUGUGACAACCUCAAAACCUGCGAAGAGGAAACCUCGUAAGGAAAUUUUGGAGGACCUAGAUCUAAAUGAAGAAAUAGAGAUGCUGAUUACGACGGGCCUUAAAAAUCAAGCGCACACAUUGAAACUCAGCAGGUUGAUGGUGCGUGCUAAGGAACCAGAGCAGAGGAAGAAACUUUUGCACAUUCUGCGCAGAGGUGAAUUGCCUUGCCGUCGACUGUUCUUGGACUAUCAUGGAUUGAGAUUAAUGCACGGUUAUAUGAUCGACGCUGAACAGCUGGCAAUUGCUGAUAGGAAGUUUGUGUCCGCAAAAUUGGAGCUUCUUCAAACCUUGGCUGUGUUACCAAUCCAAAAUAAAACCAUGUUAAUUGAAAGCAAAGUUCUGCCUGCAGUUGAAAAAAUGAGCAUGUACAAUGUUUCCACUUCAAAGAGGGAAGAAAAGGCUGAUCAUAAGGAAAUUGCAGAUAAGGAAGAGGAAAUAAAAUUUUUGGCAAAAAAAUUGUUGGAGGAAUGGGCAAACUUGAAAGAAAGUUUUCGCAUUCCAAAGAAGGAGAGAAUUGAACAAAUGAAAGAGCACGAGAAGGAAGCCAAUCGUAAAUUUAUGGCGAGCAGCUACUCGCAAGAGCAAGAAUCCUCAAGAAAAAGCGACCACCGGUACAGAACCUGGUCACGAUACAAAAGCGAACGCGAAUCAAGCAGCAAAAAAAGUACUCGUUUGGAGGACAGAGACAAACCUUCCGCGGCUUUUUUAAAAAUCAGCAAACAUGAAAGACGAAAAUUGUUUGCUUUGCAAAUGGAAUUAAAGGAGGAGGAGAGGAGACUAAAACAGCGGGAGAUGUGGAGGCAGCACGAAAUGAAUUGUAUGAUCAUUGGGACAGAUCCAAGGUUUACGGCGCCAUUCGAUCCUAAUAAAGGAUUUCAGUAUAUAUGGAGUCCUAGUAUCGGCCAAUGGCAAGCUUUGCCUGUUUCGACCAGUCAGGGUCAGGGUAUUUUUCCCGCCGCCACCACUCAAAUCCCUGUUCCUGCUAUGAAUGUGCCGCCGCCACAAAGGCCCCCUCUUUUAGCUACCUAUUCUUCGCCUUUGAUAAACAACAUUACGGGACUACCUAGCUCAUCUACACCACUCUCAGGCAUUAAUCUGCCCUCACUGCCGGUGGCUAGUGAUGUCACACAACAAACAAUUCCAACAACUCACCAAGUGUUUUCCGAAAUUAAAAAUGGAGAUGAUGUUGGUGUCGUUAAAUUUGCGGGGCCUAUUCCACCGCCUGUCAAAUUACCAUCAAAAUGGAAGUCAGCAAAGGAUAAGUAUGGACGGCCCUAUUAUUAUCACAUUAAAAUACGAAAAAGUCAAUGGGAGCCUCCCCCAUUAAUACCCGAAAAGAUUGUUGCAUCAUCACCUUCAUCUAGUUCCGACACCAGCUCCCUAUCCUCAGAUUCAAGCUCGGAUUCAGAUACAGAUGGAGAAAUUGACGACACGAAAUUGCUUAAAGAUGUUCGAAAACAAAUGGAUAAAGUAAAGUCUAGCCCUAAGUUGAAUGUAGCAGUUAUUAAACAAGAAGAUAAAUGCUGCAGUCCUAGUCCUGAAAUUAAAGAAGAUUCAGAAGAGGAGUUGAAGGAACAAGAUCUCCUAAGCGAGAGUAUUGACCAGGACAUGCUCUCCUCUAUAGAUAUUAGGUUAAAAGAACAGUUUAACUGGGACAGCGACAGACCUCCCCCAAAGAAAAAGAGAGUUGGGUUGUGUCAAGAAAUUAUAAUUAGUCCAAGAUCAGAAGAAGACCAUCUCCAGUUCAAAGAAGACAUGAAAAGAUACAAAGCAAACAAAGAAAAAUUGAAAAGACAAAAGGACUUGAUAAUGGCAGAGACAAGGAAGAAAUUGAAAUUAAGCUUGAAUGAUGAAGAUCUUUUGAAAAAAGGCAAAGACAAGAAACUGCGUUCAUCCGUUAAAUCUCGCAUUAAGGAAAUAAGCAGUUUCAGUAAUGACGCCAAGAAAAUUAAGGAAAACUUUAGAUCAAAUAUGGCCACAACUGUAGUAGGUGUGUUGAAUGCUUAUAGAAAACCAGACUGUAAAGAAGGCAGAAUCACAAAUACAGAGGAUUUCAAACACCUUGCAAGAAAGUUGACACAUUUUGUAAUGCUUAAAGAGAUGAAGCAUAUAGACAAUAUUGAAGAGUUGACCUGUACUGAUAAUGUAAAAGCAAAGGCUAGGGAAUAUAUUAAAAAAUACAUGGGAAAAUUUGGAGAAACUUAUCUCAAAAAGCAAGAUGAACCAGAUUUCAAGGAUUGACAUUCUAAAAUAUAAUUAGCUAAGGAUGAAUUGAGAGUCGCCCUUGUACUUUGUAUAAUGUAAAUAAAGUUGUAUGGUGUAGUUUUGUUUCCAUAUACGACUCCACACUUGGGAAUAUAUUUUCAUGGUAAUAUUGUAGGUGCUGUAUAAAAAAGGAACUGACUGGAUUUUAUUUUACAAAUUAUAAU
Cylas formicarius (sweet potato weevil) is the source of this 5979-nucleotide messenger RNA. It is a transcript of the gene Set2, whose product is annotated as variant-silencing SET domain-containing protein. Gene Ontology annotation, cellular component: chromosome; nucleus. Gene Ontology annotation, biological process: regulation of DNA-templated transcription. The coding region runs from base 95 to 5791 and encodes 1898 amino acids. The transcript has 12 exons. The record is from RefSeq and is a predicted model, not a curated record. NCBI's taxonomy places the organism in Eukaryota, Metazoa, Arthropoda, Insecta, Coleoptera, Brentidae. Gene Ontology annotation, molecular function: histone H3K36 methyltransferase activity; protein binding.